This is a messenger RNA of Heteronotia binoei (common prickly gecko), 2109 nucleotides long. It is a transcript of the gene TRDN, whose product is annotated as triadin. NCBI's taxonomy places the organism in Eukaryota, Metazoa, Chordata, Lepidosauria, Squamata, Gekkonidae. Gene Ontology annotation, cellular component: sarcoplasmic reticulum; membrane. The transcript has 15 exons. The record is from RefSeq and is a predicted model, not a curated record. The coding region runs from base 438 to 2027 and encodes 529 amino acids. Gene Ontology annotation, molecular function: signaling receptor binding.
GCUUUAAUGGUUCUUUCUAGCUUCUUUGUGCUGUUGCUUCUUCCCUUACCUGCUUUGGUAUCUCUUUUGUAGCUGGACUUUUUUAUUUUUUAUUUUUGGUCCAUGCAUGUGGUUCCUAGGAUGCCAAAAAAUCUGUGCUAGAGAUUUGCUGAGAGCCCUGGCUAUUUUUGUUAGAAGCUGAUACUUUAGCCUGAGCUGUGAGCAUUGCCUUGGGAGAGGGGUUAGUUUCUUGGGAGGUGGGGAGGGCACAGCUUGACAGAGAAGACACCUCAAAAGAAGCAGAAAAGACGGAGAAAAAGACCCCCCCCCCCAAGAAAGUAAGAACUGUAAAGGACCUCCCACCUUUUAAUUUGGUGUCUCCGGCAAGAGUCAGCGUCUCCUCUCAGCUGCCAAUAGAACUUGACCUUUUCACCAGAGUGCUUCUUAUUGUCACCAUUAUGACUGAGAUUACUGCAGAAGGACCUGUAUCCACCACUACAGUGAUAGACAGCAAGAAUGGAACUGUCCCCAUGCCACAUUUGAAAGUGUCCAAGAAGUCAGUUUCCGAAGACUUUGUGACAACAUUCAGCUCUCCAGCGGCAUGGCUACUUGUUGUUGCGCUGAUUGUUACCUGGUCAGCUGUGGCUAUUGUCAUGUUUGAUUUGGUGGAUUACAAAACACUGGCAGGACGUUCUGUGAAUAAACUUACUACUGACCCAUUGAGAAUCAUCCAUGGCACUGUGGAAGAGACCACUGACUGGGUUUAUGGCUAUCUUUCAUUGUUAUUGGACCUCAUAUUUGAAGAUGAAGAAGAAAGUGAAAAAGGUGAAGUGGAACUUUCCUUGAAAAUAAAAGAAGAAACACAACCACCAGUUAAAAAGAAAGAGAUCCAGAUAGACAAGACUGAAAAAGAUGAGAAAGUUGAAAGAAAGCCUCCACUAAAAGAAAUUCACAAAGAAAAACUUGAGAAACCUGAAAAAUUGGAGAAACCUAAAAAACGAGUGACACCUGAGAAGCCCGAAAAACGGGAAAAACCUGCAAAACCUGAAAAAUGGGAAAAACGGGAAAAACCUGAAAAACGGGAGAAACCUGAAAAACGGGAGAAACCUGAAAAACGGGAGAAACCUGAGAAACUUGAAAAGCUGGAAAAACCCAAGAAACUUGAAAAACGAGAAAAACCCGAGAAACCUGAAAAAUGGGAAAAACUUGAAAAACGGGAGAAACCCCAAAAACCUGAAAGACGGGAGAAACCGGAGAAACUCAAGAAACUAGAAAAACCUGGAAAAAAGGAAAUACCUAAAGUGCACAAAGAAAAGCUGGAAAGGCAAAAAAAACCUGAGAAAAGAGAAAAGCCUGAAAAGAGAGGGAAACCUGAACAACUUGAAAAACUGGAAAAGAAAGAAAAAGUCAUAGUACCUCCCAAGGAAAAGCCUGCAAAGCAAGAAAAGCCUAAAAAGAAAUCACCUCCUUCACCAAAAGGAACAGAAAAGGUGAAGCCUGAGAAAGGAAAAAUGGAAAAGAAACGUCCUCCUAAGGAUGCUGUAGAUACUGAUGAUUCUUUUAACCUUCUAGAUAUGCUGAAAUUCCUGUACAAGAAGCUUGAUUCUGGGCAUGGACUGCAUAAGUUAGAUGCUCAGCUUUUUGUUGAUAUACGGUAUAUUGUGUCCUUAGGUACAGAACCGAUAAAUAGUAACUUGAUUAAGCACAAGAAAAGCAUCAAAGUCGAAGAGAAGGCUAAAAAGGAAGUGAAAGAAAGAAAGCCAGAACCCAAGGCUUCUGAAAGAGUGAAACAUAAGGAAGCUAAAGUAGAGAAAAUGACAGCACCAGCAAAAGCCAAAGCAAAGGAGGAAACAGUACUGAUGCUUCAAGAAAAGUCAGAAAAGAAAGAUCAAUAUGCAUUCUGUCGCUAUAUGAUUGACAUGUUUGCUCACGGGGAUUUUUAUACAGGACCAGCUCCUCACCUCUUCUUACCACAGGCUCCAGGAAUGACACCUGCCAUGCCAGCUGCUGAAGGCAAGUUCAAUUUUCCUUCUUCAAAGAUUCACUGAUAGAUUCCUAUGGGGAUACUUCUAAGCCCUGCCUGUACAGAAGUCAACGUUAUAACUUUCUGUUUACUGUAUCAAACAAGAU